Sceloporus undulatus (fence lizard) is the source of this 5540-nucleotide messenger RNA. RefSeq names its product sarcospan (gene SSPN). The record is from RefSeq and is a predicted model, not a curated record. The transcript is spliced from 3 exons. NCBI's taxonomy places the organism in Eukaryota, Metazoa, Chordata, Lepidosauria, Squamata, Phrynosomatidae. Gene Ontology annotation, cellular component: sarcolemma; dystrophin-associated glycoprotein complex. The coding region runs from base 160 to 582 and encodes 140 amino acids.
GUCGGUUCCCAUUGCUGGGGGCCCUGCUGCAGCUGGCCUUAGGCGCCUCGGUCACAGGGCUGGCUUCUUCAUGGCUGGCAUCAGCGCCUCUCUGCUGGCCAGGGACACUCCAUUUGGGCGGGCAUCCUUGUCUGUGGGGUGGCCUUACUGGGUCUAGUGAUGCUUUGUAUUUCUUACCAGCCAGAUGAGAAAACCUGCAUCCAGUUUGUUAUCAAGGUUGCAUACUUUCUGCUGAGUGCUCUGAGUCUGAUUGUCUGUGUUUUGGCAGUGGCUUUUGCUUCCUACCGUUAUUCCCAGAUCACACAGUUCACCUGUGAAGCCAUCCCUGAGAUCUGUCGGUGUAAAUUGGAUACAGUGGAUCCCCUCAGCAGGACCUUCAUGUUCCAGGAUGUAUUGGACUGUGCCGACAUCACCAGUACUUUCAGUCUUUACUUGCUGAUUCAGAUAGUGCUUAAUCUCCUUGCAGCCAUUGUGGGCUUUGCAGUAUGCUUUGUGAUGUGGAAAGACAGGUACCAGAUCUUUUAUGUAGGCAUCCGAUUACACUCAUUAAUUGUCCCUGGAGGGCAACAACAGAAAGUAUAGGGGUUUAGGGAUUGGUAUUGACAAGAAAAAUAGGAUAUUGUCCUGCCACCACAAAUAGAUAACUGUUUAUAGAACUGAGGAGUAGAAGAGGAGAGGCAAUGAAACAUGCUUAAUCAAUAUAGUAGUUCAGAGAAAUUAAGAUAAAUAUAUUAUUAAUUUUUUUAAAAAAAUAUAACUAUUGCCAGGUCUCCUGUCACAUCCCCUUAAUGCUUCACAGAGAUAGGUAAUUUCACUCCUGUAUUUCUAGGUGGAUUAGGAACUGUAGGCCUUACUGGGAUGUGCAUAGGGAAGGCACAUUGAGGUGCAGAUGCCAUUGCGUUGCUUUCCUUGCAUAUUCCCAUCAACUUUGCAGUGCAGCUAGCAGUAGAUAUUUGCCUUUUCAAGGUACAGCUACAGGUGAUUUAUUCUAGCUCAUAAUUUCCUUCUUCAGUAGUGGUAGUUCAAGGGGGAAAACGUAACCUCAAUCUAGUGUAACAUGUGGACCAAGGGCAGCUAUCCCAGAUUAAGUGCAAAAAAAGUUAAGCCCCAUGUUUGUACAAACUGUUUCCUUCUAAAAUAUAUUUUUCACAUAAGUGCAUAUACAAACACAAUUUUUGUUCACAGAAUGGCAGAGAAUGUGGUCUAGUGUACCAUAGGAUUAGCAGCUUUCUUGCUCUUUCAUUUAUAGCUUUUCCAAAAACAUGUAUAUCUUCUGAGAUGGUUAGGGCAAACUGCAUGAUUAUGUACAAUGCUGGGUUUAUACUCAUCCCAUUAUGUUUUACCAGCAUGGUAUGUUGCCACACAGUCUGCCCACUCAAUCUGCAGCAUAGACAGAGGAUAUACUGAACUAUGCCACUGACUGUAAGAUAUAAACAAGUCUUAUUAUUAGGGGGGAAAAAAGGAAAGAGCUACAGAGUGAGCUUCUGGCCCUCUCUUAAGAACACUAUCUGUUCCCCAUACAUGCUUCCAUAAUGCAUCAGCAAAAGUAUGUCAUAUACUUGAUACAUUUAUUUCCUUCCCCUCAGUGCCUGAUCUUCAUGGUUUCAAUCACCUCUCCUUCUUCUUCCUUCUCAAGCAGCAGAAACAGCCUCUCCUGGGUUUUGACAGCUGCUAGGCAGUGGGAAGUUUUUAGAAGGAGUGCAAGAACAGGAAAAUAGCCCUCUGCAUCCCAUCAAAAAUGGGACAUAUGCAUGCUCAAGCUGCACAUAAGUAACUAACAGGAUUCCUACCCCUAUAUUUAAUGAGGAAAGCUACCAAAUUGCAGUCAGUGGUGGAGAUUCUGUUGGUGAACAACACUCACUGUUCCUGUUCCCCCUUUUCCCAGAUUGUGUGGAGGUGGUUAGGAAAGGAAGGUGAAAUCUAUCAGCUCUGAGCAUCCUAGUCUCCAAUGCCUUAUUUCUUUUGUGGCCACAGUGCCUGCAGCCUUUCCCCUCCUGCCACAACUGCCUGGUCUGGGAUAGUUAUAGUAAACCAACAGGCUUCUGGUCAGCAAGACUAAUACAGGGACCAUAAACCAUUCCCUUGGCAAGAAAGUUUGUUCAUGAAAGAGCUUCCAUCCUCAGUAGGGAUGGUUAGGCUUCCAGAUCACCAUAUGAGCUCCCCCUUGAAUGCACUUCUCCUUCAGUGUGUUGUGGAUUCAUCUGUCAGGGUACACACAAACGUCUGUUACAAGGGCUGUUUGAACUUUAUUUAUAGACGCAUAUCUUAAGGCUUGCAUUCUAAGGUAUGUGCGAAUGGUACUUAUGAAUGUUUUGACAAAUGUCUGCUUUUCCAACACUGAAUUCUAUGAGAUUAGAAAGAGACACCUUCCCUGGAAGGUAACUAACAGGAUUCUGAAAUGAAAGAGUCUAACUCCACUUCUCCUUAAUGCCUUCAGUCAUAAAGAGGCUCACAAAAUGUAUAAAGACAACCAUUCCUUGAUCAGAGGUCUUCUGGUGCUAAUGUCCUGCAGACAUCAGGGCUUUUAAAAAAUAUAACAGUGGCAGCAGAACCACAGUCUCAUCAUUUGACCAGGAACCAAGAUGGUGACCAUCUUGUAAAAGCCAUAAAAAUAGAGUUUUGCACAACUCAAGCACUGUGCAGUGGGAUGAAAGGCAAGCACUGGGAGAGACUGCUCUCUAUGGAAUACUGAGGAAACAGCUUUGCCACAACAGUGGUUGCCAGCAGUGAUGCCCACGCCUCCAGACUGUGCCUUCACACAAUCACCUUGUCAACCCUGUCCCACUCUGCGUGGGAAGCUCCUUGGCGCUGUGCCUGAAGACCAGAGUGCUGUAGCACUUGGGAAACUAUCCACAAUAAAAACUCCCCAUCAAGCACAGACACCUUUCGUUGUCUGCCAAAUGGUGUGAUAUUUCCUCAGAGCUUCUUAACAUUAUCUUUGCCAGAUUUGUUCCAAAAAAGCUACUAGGCUCUUUGUUCUAUAUUUAAUACUCUGACUGUCAGCUUCACCCUUCUCCCUUGAAAUGUUUCCACUCUCAGUCCUGCCUUCAUGCAUAUGUUUGGAAUGUGUUUUGAAAUAGUAGUGAAGGGUGUGGGUUGGGGGUGUGCAAGGGAGUCAAUGAGAAACAACAAUUGAGACCUACUGAAGCAUAAAGAUUGUUAACUGUCUGAAGAAAUGUGUUUAUGCCAUGUGCUUCUGUGUUUUCCCCUCCUUCUAACAAUGUCCACACCUUGUAAGAGUUCAGUGGGCCCAGUGCUCAAAUUAUUUCUAAAGCUAUAGAAUCUGCCCCACUUUCAGUCCCCUGUUCUUCUGACCCAUGACAGGAGGACACUUGCUUUCAAGGCAAUAGUCUUAAGAUCUGUUUUCCAGGCCACAUCGGGGUUUCUUAGAAAACUUAGCAAGGGUCAGUUUGUUCAUCACUGCUAACCAGCUGAGUACUAGUUGUUGCUCAAAAAAUGUAACAUGCCUCAGAAUUUUUCAUAGAACAUCUGUAGAACACAUGGAGCGGUUCUAUAGCAGAUAAAAGGAUGUGGAAAUGUUUGUACCUUUUCCUCAAAGAUGAAAACUUUGGAAACCACUGUAUUACUACAUUGGUUUCAGCUAGACAUUCCUGACCCAUAGUGAGGUUGUGUCCAGACCUCAAGUAAGGUGCCACAGUGGUAUUGUCACCUAUUUAAAAACUUGUUUUAAAAGUGAGUUGCAUCUGUCUGUCCAGUUGAAAAGACAAAAGGCAAAGUAUCACCUCAAAAGAAGGCAACUGUUGACUGGGAAGCACCACUGAUAUAAGCUUCUGCUUGUGAGGAAAAACUGGGCAUUUAUAGCUCACUUUGCCAUGGCAAAGGCAGCUAGAACCUGAUCAGUAAUGAUCCAGAAACUAGUGGUGGAUCACAUGUUUUGUGCAUGGAAGAUUCCAGAUAAGGCCAGGAAAGACUCCUACCUAAAACCCUGAAUAGUUAUGGAGACAAUACUGAGUUAGAUAGACCAGCGAUUAUCACAUGCCUGGGAUGGUAACAGCAUCAAAUAUUCAUGUGUUAACUAUUUCUGGUGCUGCCUUCUCUGAUAGACAGUCAGUCAGGAGUAGUGAACAUCUACUAGUGUGCAGCCUUCUCCAGCAUCUACUGCUACUAUAUGCAAGCUGAUAGUUGUGCUCUAUGAGACUCUGCAAUGAAAGGGAAGCAUUACAACCAAUGCCAUCUGUUGCAGGUUAGGAAUGAAAAGUGGAUACCAAUCCAGGAAACAUUGACAAUCCUUGUUGUUCUACAUUAUACAGCUGAGCUGGAAUUAGGUGUUCCAUUUGGGUACAAUUCAUAUUAGAUAGGCAACGUGCAUAUUGAACUUGCUUACAUUAUAGGGAGGACAUCCCAAGCUGCAUCAGACCAUUGGUGCAUCUAGUUUGCUUAGCUGCAGCCUGUUUAUUAGGGGGGAAAGUUUUAACAGAAAUGCUGGGAAUUGAAUCUGGGACCUUCCCCCAACCCCAGGGCAAACUACAGAGCUGUGGCCCCUCUUCAAAGGUACAAGCUCCUUUGGCCUUGCCAAACACAAAUUCUCUCAAGCUUCAAACCAACAACCAUAGUGACGCAACAGGAAAAAAGGUGUUUCCCGUAUUGCUGGGCCCUGUAAAUUGUCUAUUCAGUGUACUGGACCCAAGUAGGAUAGAUAUCACAGAGUCACUGCAAAUGGCACAGUCUUCAUGUGGCCCGAACUCCUGUGCAAUGUGGUAGCUUCCUGUUUGUAGGCAAUGGCCCUUAAAAUUUCCAGUUUAACAGUAAAAAGAUGAAUCUGUGCCAUGAUGGGACUUUCCUUUGCAGAUCUGAUCUUUUUUCCAAUAUUCAGUUAUGCAAUUCAGCCUACAAAAUACCUUACUACAGCAACAUAGGAAACACAUGUCCUAGGGAUUAUUCUUUCAGAUUGUUGGUUACUAUCUGUAUGUCAGAACCGAGAGAGAGAGAAGGCAAAUGGUCUCAUUUCAUAUCUGGCCCAGCAACUAGGAAGGAAAGAGCCCCAUAUAGCAAUCAUGACUCUGAAAUCUAUAUAGAACAUUGUAGGAGGAAUUAGAACAUGGAAAGGUUACCUUUCCAAGUUCUAAUUCUCAUGAUUCCUUGAUAGCCUGGCCAAUGUGGCCCAAGUAGUAGCUUUUCUGAGAUGUGGAGUAAGCCCUGAGGAAAUUGCUUCUAUACUGUUGUACUGCUGUGUGAAGUGGGCCUGCAUUAUAUAUUCAUUGGCAACUGUGUGAUAUCUAUCUAUUCAGGGCUUGCUUUCUGUUUCCCUGAGAUGAAUUUUUACCCACUUCUACUCACAACAAAUCAGUAUUUAUUAAAAACUGACACGUGCAACAAACUACAUACAAAAUACUUUAUUCUGAGCAAAUUUAAUGUAUAAUCCAUUUAUUAUUACAGUAUAUAUUCUCAAUUCUGUGGUAACUAUUAGCAGAAAACGUGCAAAAUCUAUACUGUAGCAGCUGUUUUAAAACUAUGUAUGCUUUUCAUGCCACUGGGUCAAAAGAUAUAUAAGAUGCUUCAAAUAAUUAUUUUUAAAUCUU